CACACGCGCCCUCACAGCGGAAUAAGAAACAGUACUAUCUCAGCUGAAAUAUCCCAAACAUCUUCGCUCCUAACAUGCAUUGCUUUUAAUUUUCAACUUCCAGGUUUCAAGUCUUCAUUCACAUCGUUCCUGUUUCCUGCGUCUGUCCCUCUUCAUUUCGCGGUCGCGAUUUAUUCCCGUUUUUGGAUAUGGUAGGCUAUCGAUCGCUUGCCGCCCUGCCUAUUUUGUGGCUUGCAUUGGAGAAAUGACUCAGGAUAGAACAUGGCUGUACUAACGUAGAUGCCAUUUCCCCCCCCUCUUUUUUUGUUUCCUCUGUAAAAAAUCCUGUGAUCAAAUGGAGACUGUGCCGGUGCUGCUAUGAGUUUUAGAUUUUCAUAUCAUACUUUGAAUGUACUGAUCUCUGCUAUAAGAUCGAAAUUAUUGAUGUGUAACUUAGGACUCCAUGAAAGGAUUUAACAUGUUCUAGAUGUGUUUUUGUGCCAUUGCAGUAAAUUCUUUGUUGUUUAUCAUUCUAAAAGAUACACCAGAAGUAAAAUUUGGGAUUGAGGAGAGUUGCCUGGUUUUUGCAAGAGUCUCAUCAUGUUGAAUAUUGAUCCAUUGCUAUUCCAGCCCAAAGUUAUUCGCAUGUCGACCACAUCUAAUAUCGGACUCCCGGGCCAGCAUAUCAUCCGUACUACAGAAUUCAGCAAUUCGCAGGUUAUGACAGGAACAGCUGCACAAGUACACAAUGAGGCCAACAAUAAUAUUUUAAAUUCAACUCAGACCGAGCCUACUAUCGGAUAUACAGCCAGAACCAGAGAUUUACCUCGAGAUUACAGAAACUUCAAUGAGAUGGACCCUACGCUUCACAUUGAGCAAGAGAUGGACGAAAGAGAAUCGCAACAUGUUGAUUGGCCUUCUGAACAAAUGUUUUGGGCCGGCGAUGGCAAGACUUCAGAUAAUUCCACUUUGGAUCGAAUCGCCCAUCAAAACUCAGCUAGUAUAAUGAGCUUUCAAUCCACUUUAUCCAGCAGCUCUGCAUCGGCCAGUUUCCAUUCACAGCUUUCUGAGCAGUCUGAGUCCAAGGAGGAGUUGAUUAGUUCCCUGUUGAGCAAAGUACGCUCUCAUAAUAAAGUAGAAGCCAGUAAAAUUCUUUUAGCAAUGUCAAAUUCCGUUGAAAACUGCGUCGCCAUGAGACAGUGUGGCUGCUUACCUCUUUUGAUCCAACUUCUCCAUAAUCCCGAUGAAAACUCAAACACUUACCACAUGGUUCACGCAAAGAGGGUGAACUUCGAAAUACGGGAGAGGGCAAGCCAAGUCCUGCACAACAUAGUUUUCUCCCAGCCUGAUGACAAGAAAGGCCGGAGAGAAGCGAGGGUCCUUCGUCUUCUCGAACAAAUCAGGGAUUAUUGCGACAUGCUGAGAAGUCUUGACGCUGUCAUAGAUGACAAUAGGAAUGCUCGUUGUGUAGACCAGCACCUUGGUCCGUCAGUAGCAGCACUGAUGAAAUUGUCAUUUGACGAAGAACACAGAUAUGCAAUGUGCCAAUUAGGUGGUCUUCAGGCCAUCGCUGAGCUGUUGCAGAUAGACCAUGAAGUACAUGGUUGUACCAACGACCAGUAUUGCAUCACCAUCAGACGAUAUUCUGGAAUGGCCUUAACUAAUCUUACUUUCGGAGAUGGGGCAAACAAAGCUUUGCUGUGUUCGAUGCGACCCUUCAUGGAGGCCCUUGUGGCUCAACUCUAUUCUCCUAGUGAAGAUUUGAGGCAGGUGACAGCCAGUGUGUUGAGGAAUCUAUCUUGGCGUGCUGAUCCAGCAAGCAAGCGUAUGCUGCGAGAAGUUGGCGCUGUCACUACUCUUGUCAAAGCUGCCAUGGAAGCUGAAAAAGAAUCAACAUUGAAAAGCAUACUUUCCGCAUUGUGGAAUUUAUCCGCUCACUGCAGUGGGAAUAAAGCAGACAUUUGCUUGGUGGAUGGAGCUCUAGCAUUUCUCGUUAGCACACUAACCUACAAUAGCAAGUCCAAAACACUAGCCAUUGUGGAAAAUGGAGGAGGAAUCCUUCGCAACGUGUCCAGUCACAUUGCUAUCCAGAACGAUUACCGUGUAAUACUUCGAAAACAUAAUUGCCUCCAAAUACUUUUACAACAUCUGAAAUCUCCCAGCUUGACCGUUGUUAGCAAUGCCUGCGGCACUCUUUGGAAUCUGUCUGCCAGAAACGCCGUUGAUCAGCGUGCUUUGUGGGAAAUGGGAGCCGUUAGCAUGUUAAAGAAGCUUAUCAAUUCGAAACAUAAGAUGAUAUCUAUGGGAAGUUCCGCAGCGUUGAAAAAUUUACUCUCUGCUAAGCCACCUGGUGUCAGUCUCGGCCUGUGUGUUCACAGCGAUAGUUACAAAGGAUGUACAGAUGUUCCAUCACUUCAUGUCCGUAAGCAAAAAGCUUUGAGUACAGAAAUUGAUCAAAACCUAGCAGAAACCUAUGAUAAUACUGACAGCCCCAAAACAAGCCCUGUUAAACAAGGAGUUCAGGACAAAACUAGAGACAGAUCAAGAAGACACAUAUCGCCUUCCGCAAGAUAUAUGACAGCACAAAAACAAAGGAAUGAUUUGAUGAGCUUACAGAAUCGACCGGCAGGUAGUGAGAAAUUGAACUGUACUUACGUUGUAGAGGAGAAACACAAUGGAGCUUUUCAGGUGACAAAGAAUGCAAAACAAGCAUUGAAUUUUAGGCAAGGGCAAAAUAGAUUUCAGGCAGACGUAAAGGAAAAUUAUCAGCUAUCAGAGGCUUAUCAGUAUGAUGCCGAUAAAAACACUAGUGAAAAUAGUUAUGAGCUUUCGAAACUGAAUUUGGGAAGAAGCGAUAAACAGGGAUUAGCAUCUAAUGAACAAAAUUUUACAAAAACCAGCAAGGUAGAAGAUGCCACUUCCAGAAACGCAUCACCAAUGCAUUCUGUCAAAAAAGAGAACAAAGCUACAGAACACCUCACAAAUGUUCGUAAGUCAAGAAUCAUGAGUCGAGAAGAACAAAACCAAGCGCAAGAAAAUAUACCUAAACCUGCUGCUGACUCGAAUAGUUACCAUCUUAAACCUGCCCACGAAAGCAAGAUUCCGCUUCCAAGAUCCAUGAGUAGAGGAGAUGCUCAGAGAAGUCAGAGUGCGUCUCCUGUGGCUCAGAGAAGGGCUCAGUCUCAACGACAACAUAGCUCUCAGAUUGUAAAUUCACGAAACGUCGAUAUCACAGUCACGCAUCCCAAAUAUGCAUGGAACGCUAGCUGCGAAAAGGAAGACAAUGAUCCUGAACAGACUUUCAAUAUGGGUAAAAAGUUGUUUAAAGAGAAUAAUUCUUAUCAAGCGUCCGCUGAAUAUGGUAAAUUUGUCGAGCCUUUUGCUGCUGGUGCACCACAGGCAGAAGAUUACAGCUAUAGUAGCGAUGAUGAAGUUAAGGUAUACAAUACGGAAAACACUCCUUUAAACUACUCUCGCAGAUCUUCCAUGACAGAUUUAGAGGAUGCGGUGGCUCCUUCUCGUUGUUCGCUGAACAUUAAAACCAACACGAACGUUAAGUUGAUGAUGAAAAAUCAUCCACUUCUAACUAAUACAGGUGGCCACAGAAAUGACGAAGAUAAUUUAAGACUUUUCGAGUUCAGGAAUGCGUCAAAAGAUGAUCGCUUCUUUGAAGGAGGAAAGACGGUCGAUUUCUCAGUACAAAGCGAUUACGAUUUCGAUGAAACUCUUUCAAUGAUGUCUAGAAGCAGUUCUGUUGCAUCAAUAAGCAGCUUCGAUCAGCAAUCGUUCCAUGAUGAUGAAAGUUUUGCAUCUGAUCUCAGCCAUCGGACUAGUGGCAUCGAGUCUCCUAGCGAAUUAUCAGAUUCGCCAUGUCAGACCGUUCCAUGCAGUCCUCAGAAAACCCAAGCCUUUGUAAAAUCUUCCUCCUUCGCCAGAGACUCAUCUGACGACGUUCAGAUUACGUCAUCUGCAAGCCAAGGAAUUGAGGCACAUCGGGGUAUAGCUGAUGAUGAAGUAGAACACACUUUAGACCGUCUUAAAGAAGAUCUGGAGGAGCAUCGUGUUAUUCAAAAUGAUAUUGUUAGGGCAGCUGAAAGGGAGCCAUUGUUCAUUCGUCAGGAAGCUAAAGAAACGAGUAGUCUAUCUGCGGAAAAUGAAAGCGAUUUGUCAGUUGAAAAACUGGUCUUUGAUGACAACAUCGGUACAACUAACGGAACUGUUGAACAUUUUCCUUCAACCAAAGAAAUAGUUGCCACUAAAGCCCAGAUUGCAGUUCAAAAUGAAAUUCUGGUCUCUACAAGUACCGUAGAAGCAAAAGAUUUGACGGUCACCGCAGAGCAGGGGGCCUCAACACAUCGUUCUGUAAGUCCCGCUAGCAUUAAUUCCGUUGAAGAUUACUCUCCGGAUGAGAGGCUAAUGCUCGAAAAGUGCAUUCUAGCUGGUUUGCCUCAGGGAGAUCAGAGCCAAGGUGCUCGACAGAAAACCCCACAACUCACUUACCAGUUGCUUCGCGACACCAUUGAAAGGCACCCCAAAGCUUGCAGCUACGAGAGCGAGCGAGGAAUGCUGCUUCGAAAUCUGGAAGUGAAAGAUAAGGAAUACGAGAGCUUUUCAGAAAACGAAGAAAAAGGAAAAGAAGACGAACGCAAAGCUGAGAAAAAUAGAUUAUUUAGAAUACCUGAGUCACCUGUUGAUAAAAAAUCUCAGGAUUUAGAUGCGAGUAAGAAACACUACUUUCCAAUAGAGAAAACUGAAUCAGUUAUUGAAAAUGUUGGUUCUAUUACGUAUAAAAAAAUACCAAUUGACCAGAAAGGCAAUAGGAGGUUCGAGAAGCAUCAGAAUUAUCACGAAAAACCCAAAUCAGCUAAUGUUAAGCCACAGACAGUACCAGAACCAGUCUCUCAGCUCAGUUUCUUAAUGAAUAAUAAAAAAACUAUUUCAUUUGAUGAGAACAGAAUAAGCAGUAAUCAAAUUUCUAACAACAUUGAACAUGAUAACAAAUUGAGGUCAGAGAUGAAAGUAGACAUGGGGGAAUCCGUUGGAAAGAACAAAAUGGCCAUUAUCUCAACGAACAGUUCUUUGUAUAAUCAAGAUUCUACUUCUCUUGGCAAUGAAAGCCAACAACUUAUUGUAAAAGAACCAAAAGAAGACACUGUUUUAGCUAAAGUAGGUCUUUUAAAAGAAUGCAAUGAAAAAUUCAAUAAAGAGUCUGAGGCUGUGUCUUCAGACAUAAUAGAAAAAAAUACAAAUGAACUGUUUGAAAAAGAUAUUGAUUGUUGCGAAAAGAAAGACGCUAAAGAUUCUGAAGACAUUAUGCUGACCUCUAGUAUACUCUGCGAAGCUAAAGAAAUAGCUGAAGCAUUGCUUGGUGCGAGAGUUGACAGCACAGAAGAUAUGACAGUGAGCACCCUCAGUUGUCUUUCCGACAUUGACAAUGCUAGACCUCCAUCCGUUAUGGGAGAUUUAGGUUCACUUAGCAUGACUAAUAGUUCUAUUUCGGAAGAGAAUCUGAAGGCUGCAGUUUCUCGAGAGUGCCAAAAAAUUCUAGGUAGAAGUUACGGCAAACAGAUUUCCUCAUCAAAGAAAUCUCUUUUACGAGAAUUACAAAUUGGGCGCCUCAAUUCAAAUGAUAGCUCAAAGGGAUCUAAUGAAUCUCCAGAAAAUCUAAGUAUGAAAAGCAGUUCUACUUCUGAUUUAUUAGGCAAUGUUAAUCCUCCUUCCAUUUUAGAUGAUAUCUCUUUUACAGCAAGUACGGGUAGCUUGAAUGGUAUUGAUGGCAGUGAUUCUGAAUGCGAUCCGGUGCCACCGGUUAUAGGCCCUUACUCAUCUAAUCAAGAUAGUAUGUCAGAACGUAUGCACGAUGCAGCAGCUAUGGCUCAACUGUAUGCUAAAGAAUUGUCUAAUAUUACCGGGAAUAAUGUUAAAGAUUCUAACUGCAUUGACGCUUUAUCUAAGAUAAAAAUGCCAACUGUAGUUCAAGACAUCAUGGAGGUUGCAGAUAUAACAGAAAUUGGCUGUGAUACAAUAGGAUCUGAUACAGAAUUAGAAGAUGAACUUCCAUGCGAUGAUGAGGAAACUGGUUCUGAAACUCUCCAAGCACCUAACCCGUCUUCCUUGUCGAAAGACGAUCCAGGUGAUGGAAGUACAGAAAAUUUAACUCUCACAUUAACUGAAGAACAACCAAGAAUAGAUAUGUCACCGUACCUCGAAUUCAAGAAAGAGAAUGGGUGCUUCAUGACUUCAGAUGAAUUCAGAGCACUGCAGGAAAAUGCUGAUAUGAUUCUGAACACUUUGAGAGAAGUUGAAAUCUCAGAUGAAGAUACAGGUGGCAUUUCAAAUGGUGACAUGUUGGAAGAUGAAACUAUGUCUUUAGUAUCCAAUGAAUCAGACGAAGAAUUCCUGUCACCUGAUGGAACUGUAAAUCAACAUGUUUCCAAACACUCCCCUAGAAGUGAUUUUAUAUUGUCUCCCACAUAUAACGGUAUGGUCAGCUUACCCCAAAGUUCUACUAAUGCUCCUUCUCGGUUGACAAACAGAAAAAAAUCUUUGCCUCAGCUUUCCACCAAAAAUAAAUCACUUUCUAAUGGACUUCCACAAACUGGUAAUCAAAAUCUUAAAAAUAGAUACUCAUAUCCAGAUUCUUGUGCAAACAUAAAACAAGAUGACACAGCUGAAGAAUUUACUGGUUAUUCAGAAAGUAUAAGAAAAUUGCCUGUUUCCCAAAAAUUCAAUCAAGUGUAUAACAAUGAAAAUAGUGUUUCUAAAAUUAAAGCUCCUACUGCAACUACAAAAAUCCCUGCAAAUAUCAAUAUUGCAACAAAUUACUCUCAGGUACGUAACCAAGACUAUUCUUUAGAAACUUCUGAAGAUGGUGGCUUCGAUAGUCGCACAUUUACUAGAAAGAAAUCAACAAUACCGAAGGAUAUGAUACCAUCUGUCCAGCCUACCUCUGCCCAAGGCCCCACAAUGAGAAGCCCUUCUGCAAAUAAUCCUCCAUUUUAUCCGGGUAGCUCAGAGAAUAUUUCUAGCUCCAGAUCUGACCUUCAUAAAGGAGUUUCUAGUAAAAUUGCCUCUGUAUGGAAAAAUUCCGGUAAAACACGCUCAAAGAGUGCUGGAGAUUCUAAUCGGAAUGCAAAAUUGAGGUUAGAAAAAACAUCAUCUGCUGGAAGCAAUUCAUUUACAUCUUCAAGAGACGAUGACAAAAAUAGUCCAAAGCAAGUUCAAAGGCAAUCAUCUCAAACUCCUUCACCCAAAUCACCCUUAAGCAGAAGUUCGACGUUCGAAAAAUUAAAUGAUGAAGAAGGUUCCACGUCUCCUGCAGCAAGAAGACCAAGUUCCUUAGCAUUAGCUCAGAAAACAUGCUCUCCCAGGCAUGCUAAAGGAUUACCUGUUCCCCAAAAGAGCUAUGGUAUUUCGCAAAAACAGACCGUUGAGAGUGCUACAAAGCCAAGGAGUGCAUUAUCUCGAACUGAAGAUCCUAAAAGAAUGCCACUCUCUGAGGCCACUCUUUUAUCGCCAACUUCUCACUCCGGUAUUAGUAACAUUCCGAAAAUGCAGAACAAAGCACAAGCUUCUCUCAUUCCAGGUCGUAAAUCAAUGAUCCCGACGCCAGCCAAGUUCGGGGUGCCAGAAAAUUAAAAUGUCACGACGUUUAUUUAUUUAUUUAUUUGUUUUAGUUCUAGUCUUUUGGAUUUUUUGUAUUCCAGAAGCAGCUGGAGAAAGUGCUUAGUUGGAAGAACUUCCAUGUGCCACCAGCAUGUAGUUCUGUUUGUCGGGAAAUAUACUUUUAAGUGAUUGAUGGCUCCCAUAAUGCUCAUCGUUCUUAAAGUACAAUGAUUAUACUACGAUAAAAAAAAUCAAUUUGAGAGACUUUUGCAACUUGAGAAUAAUGGAUUGGUAUUAUAGGUUUAGGUAAAUUCCAGCUUACUGACAAAACUUAGCCAACAUUUGCAACAUGUGGACCCUGAAACUUGGAAUUAGUGUACUUUUUAAAAUUAACCAAUGUAUUAAGGAAACAAUUCACUUCAGUUAGUCCUUUUUCUCAGAUAUUUGAACCAGUACCGAGAUUGUCUAGUAUUAAAAAGUGCGUUCACUAGAGUGUCUUGUGAAAAAAAUGUGCUUUGUCAUGGUGCUUUGAAUGAUAAGAUUGUAUGAUGUAUGUACUAAGAGCUAUUUAUUACAUGCUCAUAAUAAUGCAAUUCUGUUGUAACAACAAUGUGAAAGUGUUUGUCUUUUGACUCAUUUGUGUCAAAGGAAGUUGUCUGAUAAAUAACUAAAUUAUACUAAUAAUUAUAUGGGAAACAUUUGGAAAGUUAGUGUUUCCUCUCUGGAAAUUUGAAUAAGGACCUUUUCUGGAAAAUAUUUCGGUUCUUUAGGCAUUUCAAUAUACUAUAAACGUUAAAUGUCAUAUUUACGAAGAUCCCUUUUAGGUUUUUUAAAAUUAUAUGCUAAGUAUAAUGUAUAAAUAUCAGAUUUAUUUUUGUGUAGUCUGAAUAAAUAAACCUAUGCUUUAAUUUUUAUAUUUUAAGCAUGACUUAAGUUAUCAUGCUCGUAAAAUUUACUCUUCUUACUCCGCAAGUACAGUAACUUUCAUUUUUCUCAUUUUUAGAUUCUUGAUAGAAAUUCGUCUUAAAUUUAAAUAUACUCUUGUUUAAUAAUGAUAUUUUUGGUUUACUUUAUCGUAGGCGUGAUUAAGUACUUCUAUAUUUGUCCAAUAAUUCUCAUAUUUUGCUUUGUUGAUUUUUUCUAAAUUUUAUUUUUAUUUCUAAAAUAUACUUAAAAAACAAUUAUUAUUAUUUCUAAAAUACCAUGUAUAGUACUAUUCGGUUUUGAGGGCAG
This is a messenger RNA of Stegodyphus dumicola, 8817 nucleotides long. RefSeq lists its product as uncharacterized. The record is from RefSeq and is a predicted model, not a curated record. Gene Ontology annotation, cellular component: beta-catenin destruction complex; cytoplasmic microtubule; catenin complex. Lineage: Eukaryota; Metazoa; Arthropoda; Arachnida; Araneae; Eresidae. Gene Ontology annotation, molecular function: gamma-catenin binding; beta-catenin binding; microtubule binding. Gene Ontology annotation, biological process: negative regulation of microtubule depolymerization; nervous system development; cell fate specification.